Molecule: messenger RNA, 2422 nt
Organism: Acanthaster planci (crown-of-thorns starfish)
Lineage: Eukaryota; Metazoa; Echinodermata; Asteroidea; Valvatida; Acanthasteridae
Gene: dync2li1
Product: dynein cytoplasmic 2 light intermediate chain 1
Biological process (GO): intraciliary retrograde transport; intraciliary transport involved in cilium assembly
Cellular component (GO): ciliary basal body; axoneme; cytoplasmic dynein complex
Molecular function (GO): dynein heavy chain binding
Source: RefSeq, a predicted model, not a curated record
CCAAGAUUACGUUUGGUGCGUUGUUUGGCCGGGCUAGCUGGUGUGCGCGGCGCUAUACAAUCUUUGGUGCGAAGUGGCAAAGUGUGUAGUUCAAGACAUGGUCUCAACAGUCCCAAUUCCAGUUGAGGAUACAAGUCUUUCAACUAACUGUACUUGUAGAUAGUGUCUCAAGAGUUCACAACCAGAAGGAACCACCCAGUUACCGGUUCAUGCCAGUCAAAAUGCCACAGAAAGGAGACAAUAUUUUGUGGGACCUUGCAAUUCAUGAAGUUGAACAGUCAGUCCAAAUGGAGGAUCACUUUCGAGAUCAAGAGGAUAAUGAAGGAACACAGGCUGGAAUAGAAUCUACCAUCAUCUUAAUGGGCAGUAAAAGUGCCGGAAAAACAUCCAUUAUUUUGAGAUUCCUUGAGAAAGAAGAACAUCCAAAGCCAACCACUGCUCUGGAAUACACAUUUGGGAGAAAAGCGAAAGGACACAAUAUGACAAAGGAUGUUGCGCACAUUUGGGAACUCGGAGGGGGUACAUUUCUGUCUGAACUGGUGGAGGUAUCCAUAAAAGAAGAAAACAUUCUCUCCUCAUCAGUUAUGUUAAUCCUAGACCUCUCUCAUCCUAAUGAACUAUGGGUAACUAUGGAGGUUUUACUCAAAGCUGCAUUGAAGAGAAUUGAAAAGGUCAUGGACAAACUCUUAACGGCUAGUCCAAGAAUCCAUGAAGAAAUCAUGAAUAGAUCACGGAAACGGUUCGGAGAUCAUCCAGACCUAAAUAUGAUUGACCCCUUCCCAUUGCCAUUGGUCAUCGUGGGUACAAAGUAUGAUAUUUUCCAGGAUUUUGAUUCAGAGAAACGAAAGAUAAUUGGAAGGACAUUGAGAUUUGUUGCACACCACUAUGGAGCUACGUUACAGUUCUGCAGUUCCAAACAUGAGGGAUUGAUGAAUCGGACCAAGGCACAGUUUGGACAUUUGGCCUUUGGAGCACCAUUGUCAAUUAACAUGAAGAUGGCCAAUUUUGACCACCAUAAACCAAUGAUGAUUCCGUUUGGGAUGGACUCUUUGGAACAAAUUGGUUUACCUCCGAUGUCUGAAGUCGAUGUUCAUCAUCUCAAAGUUGGCACACCAAUGGACCUAUGGAAGGGAGCAUACACUUCUUUUUUUCCACAGCAGAGUGUUGGCAAUAGGUUGUCCAUUGAUGACCCUGCUAGAGAUACUCAAUACAAGGAAGCAGCUGUGGAUAGUGUCCGUGAACAAAAAGACAAAGACCUUCUACAGUAUCGCAACCAAGUUGACCUGAAGUUGCAUAAUGGCUAACUGAAGCAGCAGUCAGAAACAACCUUUCAAGCCCAUUUCGAGUUUAACCAGUUUAUUUGAGGUGUACUGCUUGAUUUACUUAGAAAUGCUUGAAACUAGAUUCAAUUUAUUUUGUAAUUUGCUACAGUCAAGCUUUUCACCAUGUUUUGUUAUGCUAAAUGAUAAGAAUAACAAUUUUAAUUGACACAUUUCCUUAAGAGUCAUUCAAUUGUACAUAUGGAAAAGUCAUUGAAGUAAAGUUCGACAUACUGUUUAGUCAAUUUGAAUUUCUUUUUGUUUGAAACAUAGUCAUAUGUAGGUGAAAAUGAGGCUGUGCUAUCUUGUUAAACUGGAAGGGAAUACAGAGUUUUAUCCAUAUGCAUGUGCAUUUUUGUUAAAGCUGUUAUAAAAUGUUCAUAAUAUUCACAUGAGAAAAAAGGGAUUUCUGUUUUAAUUCAAUACAAAACAUUUGUCAAUCCCAGUUGUAAUCAGUUUGCUUGUUAAAAUCAAUGGACGUUACCAUUUGUCUUCACAUGUACUAGUGAUUUAUGCUAGUCUUCAGAUUUUGGAUUCAUAUGGUCAUAUGUAUGUGAAAACUGAAAAAAGUGCUCUCAAUCUUGAAGUUCCAUAUCUCAAGCUAUGAGUUCACAAGCAAGAUGGUGAAAAGCCUGCAGUACCAGAAAAUGAAUAGGCUCAUGAAUGUCACCAUUCCGAUACACAUUCGGUAAUGUAUCAACUGUCCUAAGAAACGACUGGAUGUUGACUUCUUAGGCUGUAAAUUGAAAUAGCUUUACUUAAAAACCUUAGCCGUCUCUGUUUUAUGAAAGGUUUGCAGAGGAUUUACAAAAAGAAAUGAGAUUUGGCCUGGUUCUCUCUUGCACGAAUGGUUGAGCACUCACACGGCCUUUACUCUGGGAAUGUUGAAGUCACUUCAAAUUUUAAUUUCUUACCUGAACUGUUUAGUUUCAGUGUAUAGGCAACAACUUUGUCCAUUUUAAAGCACAUUAUGGCAACAAAUGACAUGUAAUACAAAGCUGUGUCAUUCUGAAUAGUUUUCAUUAUUUGUUUCCUAAACAAAAACACACGCAUGUCGUUUGAUCUGUUGAAUAAAGUUCUGCUUGAAAUGCAUUGAUUGUAAA